This is a messenger RNA of Orbilia oligospora ATCC 24927, 759 nucleotides long. RefSeq lists its product as uncharacterized. NCBI's taxonomy places the organism in Eukaryota, Fungi, Ascomycota, Orbiliomycetes, Orbiliales, Orbiliaceae. The coding region runs from base 1 to 759 and encodes 252 amino acids. The transcript is spliced from 2 exons. The record is from RefSeq and is a predicted model, not a curated record.
AUGAAUACCCUCGGCUGCCAAAAUAAUAACAUCAUAGCCGCUCCUGCAUCCGCUGAACACUUGAACAAUUGCCCUUCAGAAAUUACCAAGAGAGAUAGCAGCAUCGACCUCGAAGAUGGCUAUGACGGGGGAGCUUCUGAUACUAGCGAAUCUGAAGCCUAUCAGGGCUCUCCCUCUCAUCGCCUAGCGGUUAAUAUCAUUGCUAUUUUCUCUCGGUUCAAUAGUGUACUUGAACUGGGUUCUUAUGAAACGGCUGUCAGCUUCCUCGAGAAGGUGGUGGACACAGAACGAGAAGGAUACAAUGCGAUAGAAGACCUCAGGAGGGAAAUUCCAGAAGAAAAAAACCAAAACUUAAAGCGUAUUCAAGCGGCUGGUAUCAUUACCGCCGCCGUGCGUUUAUUUGCAUCUGUAAAAAUAACUCGAGAUAUGCCAGACUACCCUCCCAAAUGGCAAAAUUCCAUCGAAACGGUAUUUCGGGAAAAACACGGAUUUUGGAAAGGCAUACCGCAUGGAGUACCAGUCCCCGAAAUGCAACAAAGGAUCCAUAUGUAUGUGAAAGCAGAAUGGAAAGCCCUAGGGACGGACUGGCUCACAAAUGGCUCCUUAAAGAAGUUUGCUAGAAAUGCUAUUGAUGUGGAUCAAUUACCGAGGGUGGCAGAUGUUUUCGAUGUUGCACUAGAACUAGAAAUGGCUCCGGAUGAAUUAGCGGAAUUGUUAGGUUACUCCGAUCUAGUAAGAUCUAACGAAGUCGCCUUUUAG